Petromyzon marinus (sea lamprey) is the source of this 6582-nucleotide messenger RNA. It is a transcript of the gene SIAH1, whose product is annotated as siah E3 ubiquitin protein ligase 1. Gene Ontology annotation, molecular function: ubiquitin conjugating enzyme binding; zinc ion binding; ubiquitin protein ligase activity. The record is from RefSeq and is a predicted model, not a curated record. Lineage: Eukaryota; Metazoa; Chordata; Hyperoartia; Petromyzontiformes; Petromyzontidae. Gene Ontology annotation, cellular component: cytoplasm. Gene Ontology annotation, biological process: multicellular organism development; proteasome-mediated ubiquitin-dependent protein catabolic process.
GUCAUUUGCAUCACGUGGCCUCCCGCCCCCCCCACCCCGCCGACGGUUAAGUUCUCGCGCAGUCGCGCAUCGCGGCGGUUCAGGGGGAAAUUUUUUUUGUUUUGUUUUUAUUUUUAUUUACUUAAAAAAAUAUAUAAAUAUUAUAAAAACUAUUGGGGGGGGAAAAAAAAAUUAAACUCGAUAAUUUAUUUUUCUCUCCUCGUCGCUUCGUCCACAAGCCAAGCAGACAUGAGUCGCCAGACAGGAGCGGCGCUGCCCAACGGGGCAUCGAAAACAACGCCGGCGCAGCGCGUGCCGGCACUCACGGGCACCACGGCCUCGAACAACGACCUGGCCAGCCUCUUCGAGUGCCCCGUGUGCUUCGACUACGUGCUGCCUCCCAUCCUGCAGUGCCAGAGCGGCCACCUGGUGUGCAGCGCGUGCCGGCCAAAGCUGUCGUGCUGCCCCACGUGCAGGGGCCCGCUCGGCAGCAUCCGCAACCUGGCAAUGGAGAAGGUGGCCGCAUCGGUUCUCUUCCCGUGCAAGUAUGCGUCGUCGGGCUGCGAGGUGACGCUGCCGCACACGGAGAAACCAGACCACGAGGAGCUGUGCGAGUUCCGGCCGUACUCAUGCCCAUGCCCCGGCGCCUCCUGCAAGUGGCAGGGCUCCUUGGAGACCGUCAUGCCCCACCUCCUCCACCAGCACAAGUCCAUCACCACGCUGCAGGGCGAAGAUAUCGUCUUCCUGGCGACAGACAUCAACCUACCCGGUGCCGUCGACUGGGUGAUGAUGCAGUCCUGCUUCGGUUUCCACUUCAUGCUGGUGCUGGAGAAGCAAGAGAAGUACGAUGGGCACCAGCAGUUCUUCGCCAUUGUGCAACUCAUCGGGACGCGCAAGCAGGCAGAGGGCUUCGCCUACCGCCUGGAGCUUAAUGGGCACCGGCGCCGCCUUACCUGGGAGGCAACGCCACGCUCCAUCCAUGAAGGCAUCGCCACAGCCAUCAUGAAUAGCGACUGUCUGGUGUUUGACACAAGCAUUGCACAGCUCUUUGCCGAGAAUGGCAACCUUGGCAUUAAUGUCACCAUCUCCAUGUGCUGAGGUGCUUUUAGCCGUGCCCAGGGAGCAGUGCGACUGUGUGCUGUGCGUGCAUUGCACUUGCAAAGAGACUGAACAUGGUUGCCACCAUCGUCCUAUGAACCUAAGGCAGUUUGGAGUGCGCUUGUCACCGCCCCUCUGUGUGUGUGUGUGUGCGCACGCACGUGUGUGACUUGUGUGGAGUCUCUUGGCCCUUCUUGUCUUGAAGUUUCCAUGUUCUGUAUUGUUCUCGCGGAUGUCGAGCCCACGGCACGUGCCCAUUUCCUUCAAGGACCUCGCUCAUCCCCACACUGAGUGGUCACUUUGUUGCAAUCUUGAAACCAGCACGUAUUGGAUUGUGUCCUCGUUCACUUGCCCUGAGAGCCGGACACGUCAAGUUUGCAUCUUCAUUCUUUUCUGGAUCCUAAAUUGGGGUGCACCCUGAGUAUGUUCAGCCAAUGCCAUCCUGAAGUACUGGGAAUGUGCACACAAUAUAAACAGUGCCAUCUUUACACAUCUGGACGACCAAACGCAGGUGUGGCAGCCCAAUGAUGUGGCCAAGAUGAUGUGUGCAAAUGAAAGGGAACUAUAAAGAUGUGCAUUUCCAUCUGCAUGCGUGGAAGAGAGCUUUUGUUGGCUUACAUUGGAGUUAUCCAGUUCCCAAUGAAUGGCCACGCGGUGAUCCUAAAAUGGCCAAGUCAUUGGACAUUCCCUGUCUGCGCAUUAUCAUUUACACGUUAUGUGCAUGUUCACAUUGUGAUCAUUACACCUGACGGCAUGACUGGUAUGUUUAAAGUGUUUUUGACUGCUUCAAGACAUUAAGUAUGUAACCCGCCUACACUCUGCGUUAUUAUUGAGUCUGUAUUGUACUCAUUUAUAAUCUGUACACCAAUGUUACACUUUGAAGCAGUGGUUGGCCUCUCUCUCUUUCCCAGUGUUAAGUGAGUUUACUGAGCAUUCCCAGUGUAAAUCCCUGCGCAGAACUCAAAAUGGAAUACAUUAAGACAGUUUUAUAAAUUCUCACAAUAAGCUGCCAUUCGGUUCUCUUUUGUUUCGUCUGUUUAAUGUAGCGUGACAAUGCUUUCAAAGGUCGGUUGGUGUCUUGGGAUCCGUUUGGGAGAGGACACAAAUGAGGAUGGAGAUGCAUCAAUGAGAACUUGCUUGCCUCUGCUCUAAGCAUGUAAUAAGGCAGACCAGCAGUGUUGUUUUAUUGAAAGAGUUGUGGUGGCGUAUGACAGAAACUGCACUCUGUAAAUAUGUCUAAAGAGUGUGGGUCUUACACUACAAGUACCGGAAGCAUUCAUUUGACUGUUCUAUUUGGUAUUUAUCUUGAAGUAAUAGUUUUGAUAAAACUGACCUAUAUGAGAGAAGAAAAAAAACACCCAUUAAAGAAACACAUUUGUUAGGUUUAUUUUUCUUUUUUUUACUUUUUUCCCCACUUUGGUUUUGUGAGCAAUAGAAUGCAUGUUAUGACCACAUUCAUUACCCAUUAAAUGUGUAAUAUGUACUACAUGUCUGUGUCACACAAAGUACUGUCCUUAAUGGCCUUGUUAAUACACUUUUUAUUUUUAUAAAUAAUUACAGUUAGAGUAGAGACUGUCCCUGUUUGAGGUAUACCCGUAUUUAAUAUUUUAAAGGUGUUUUGCUGAGUUGCAUACAUUUCUUGAUUUCAUUGAAAGGUAGCACAGAUAUUUGGUAAACGACGUAAUGCACAUCAAAAUGAACACAUUUUCUGGUUUGCAAAACUGGUCUUUUGAGUGGUGGUGCAGGGAAAUUGCAGUGGGUACACAUGUCAUUCUUGGGGCUUGACAUACUUUAAACCAGAUUUGCAUUUUCAUUGUUGUUGUCCAUGUUCAACCUCUGUUUCCAUACACAAAGGUAAUUGGUGGAACAAAAAAAUCAUGAGGAAUAGGCAGGAUUGCGCAGCACUCAUGCAAGCAAAUACAUAUUUUAUUUGCUGAUAGCCUGCUCCUUUUGAUGUUUUCAUGUUUUUGCAUUGAAUUCUGAACAACUUUGGCAGGAAUAUUAACCAUGUUAUGUGAAUGACAACAGCCUUUUGUGCAGUUGCAGAUUGGCCAAAGAUUGGCUAUUGAUGCUGUGUAGCAGCUGCUUUCUGGUGGCUGAAGGCACUUUUGACAGGCCACCAUUGUUAUGCAUGCUCAUAAGUCAAAACCUACACAUGACUAGUGUCAUCAUCAACAUGUUUCUGCUGCUGUGUUCCCAUAAUGGUGCCUCAAAAGGUGUAAAUGCAAGGUUAUCCUGCAUUAGCUAUUGACAGCAAUAUAGUAAUGAAGUGAAUUUCAGUUGACAUUUGGGCUCUUGCUUGCAUUGUCUUUGAUCCCCAAAGCACGUGGGCACAACGCGUUCCUGUCAAAGCACUAUUUUAGGCCAAGCCCUAUUUACAGCUCUGAGGAGGAGCAAGAUGGUCAGGAUGCUGACUCGUGUUUGUCAAUGUCGUAAAGUUGCGACAUGUUCACGUCACCUGGUAUUGCAAAUUACAUCAAGAUGUGUGUCCUUGAGAGUGCAUCUUUAGUUUGUGAGAGCAAAGGGAGUUGAUGUUUGAGGUGCUGUCGGUGUUGGGAUUGUCCAAACAAAAUGGAUGACGAUGUUAAACAGUCACAAGUUAAUUUUAGAUAUGCAUAUGCAGCCAACUCACAUGAGCAUCAGCAUUGUUAGACACGAUGACGUGUAAGGUGUGACCUGUGUCAUUGCGUGCCAUUUCUCACCGUUUCCAUUUAGAUUUACAUUUGAUACUCAUCACUAAUGGUGACUGUGUGGCAUGGCAGUGUAAGUUUUACGGAGUUGCCGCUGCAAUGUCUAUUUCCCGUGUAUUGUGAGGGGGCAGUGUUAGAAAGCAUGACAGUCAUUUCCUCGUUUUCACGCCACAAUUUGUUGUUCCCAGAGGACCCAUUCACAGCCGAUGUGCACUGAUGUUGAACCAUACUUGAGCACUUCCACCCUGUCCCCAACUUAGAGGUGUACCUCACCGUCAUACUACAGUAUAUCAACUACACAAUGAAAGAAGUUGCGUAGUUUAUUCCAGGUUGCACUGUUUAAAUUGUGCUUUUGAUACAUUGGGUCGUGUGGUAUUGACCAUUGCCACUGCCUCGCUGUAACACAUUUGCCCUCCAGGCUGGCAAACAUACACAUGCUGGCAAUCAUUUUAUUGAAAUUCAGUUCGGUGGCGCUGUAAUAUCCAGAAUUCAUAGUUGCUUUGUCAGUCGUUACUAAUCCUUUGCAACGAUUAAAGAAGCGAAAGUUGUUGAAAGAGAAUGGUUUCGAUGGAGCCUGUGAUACACUAUGAAUACUCUCAACGAUAUUGUUGGUCAACAGGAACUGAUUACUUUUGGUUUAUUGCUGAUUUAUUGUAUAGACACCUAUCAUUGUUUUCCGCUGGGCAAGCAUUGCAUAUUGUUGAACGUAAUGAACAGCUUUUCAAACAAUAUCACAGGCUAUUUUUGCAGCGUGUUCAAAGGCUAGGCGGUUCACAACUGAUGUAAACAUUUCCCAGCAUGGUAUAUUUGUUCAUGCAAACUUUAGAAGGGUAUUUUAGUUUUGAGCAGAGCGAGUCUGGGCUUGGAAGUGGGCACCUCUAUCGAAUCGAAGCAUGGUGGAACACAGUAAAAACAGAUAAGAAGCAGUGGGAAAGGGAAGCUGAUUCAUUGACUUACCAUGAGUAGCUAGCUGUAACAGUGGUUAUGUGGUCUUGCUAUUGGUGUGUUUCUCGAGGGCACGUUUAAAAUAAAUUACCUCUAAAUUUUAAUUUGGAAUUGAGUCCCGUUUAAAGAAAUGAUUGCAAUGUUAAAACGAGGAUGUACGAGUUGGGUUCAAAUGUUUGGGGACAACUGUAGUAGUUAUUGGUUUUACAAAGACUGCAGGAAGUGAUGUCCUCUUUGAUGACAGCUGAGUGCUUUAUUAACUGAGCAGUGCCCUUAUUGUAAGCUUUUAACAAGCAAGCAUAUUUAGUGCAUUAACAGUUAUGAUUGUAAGCACAGUAUUACAGGUAAUGCUGCAGUUACCUUUUAAGGGUUUAGUAGUUGAAAUGACCUUUCCCAUACUUAAUUAAAGGCUUAUUUAAAUGUCAUUUAUUAUUUCAAUUUACUUAAGCCUAAAGGAAUUUCCGGGGGUAAAUAUUGCAGAAUUUGGAUGAAUGGGCCAUGUUUUUUUAUGAAACGGCUGGUGUGCCGUCAUGAUGUCAUUGCUCACAAAAGAUCCCAUUGAAUGUCCCCAAUCAUAUUUUCGGUCUUUCACUCUCUUUGCACCCCUCCGUUCAUCUAUUAAAGCUGUCCUUGUCUCUAUUACCCAUUCUUUCCUUCCACUCCUUCCCGUCCCUCCCCUCUCGUGAUCCCUAAGUACCCCUCAAUCUCUGUCACUCCUUCCUCAGCCCUUUCACACCUCUGCCAUCGAAAUAAUUCAAUUCUGUUAUCGUUUUUUAAGCUACGUUAAUUUGAAAUGUAAAAUUUGAUUAGGAAGCAGGUGAAGAAAUGUGGAAAAAUGUACAUUAUAGCAUGGCGUGGGGACAACCAGGCAAUUGGUUUUAGGUCAUGGAGAAAAGUGUUUAUUUCAACCUGUUGGACGAUGGUGUUUCUACCUGCUUAAAAACAGAUACAUAUAUACAGAAAAAAAAUAACAGAAUUUUUAUCAUUUAAAUGGUGUGAAAGUUAAGUAAUAAAAUUAAUACAAAAAUUUUACAAACAUUUUAAAUGGCAUUGCAUUUGGUUUGGCACGGUUAGGUUAUUGCUGAGCGAUGGCUGUUCUUGGGCAGUGAAUGAACACAUGCACAGGCAUGUAUGUGGCUAGCAGUAUCCAUUUCAGGAGUGAAGCCGGCUCCGUUGUAUUUGCUUAUUUCACAGAAAAAAAAGCAUUGGCCACUGACAAGUUUCUGGUCCUUUAUUCAGGCUGUCAUCCACAUUACCUUGCACUAAGGGGAAGUUUCCCAGCAGCAAUUCGUUUCUCCUGAACAUUUACCUAUUUAACGGCACUUCUACAAAGAACGUCCCUAGCAUCCAAGUAAGGGACACCAGGGCCAUGGCCAGUUUCAGGGGAUGCUUUGGCAUUUAUGGAAAUGCAAGGGAUGCGGCACCAAACUAAGCCAUCAUGAACACGUUAAAAUAUUGUGAUUUGAUGUCGUACACUUGAAAAUGUAUGUACUUGGACGAAUGCUGUCAAUCACUUACCACACUCAUUUUCCUCCAAUUAUAUAAGUUCAUAAGGUGGACAGGUGCUUCCGAAUACUAUCAAAUCUCCAUGGGUAUCUGCAACAAAUGUGGUGUCCGUGUCCAAUGCCACUCAUUUUUUUUUAAACCAUUCUGAAUGUUGGUUUUUUUAAAGAGUUACCUUACUGUGUGUUGGUUGUGCCUGUCGUUGAGGUCAGACCGUUAAUAAAUUCUAAACUGCAUUCUUUAUUGCAUAAUUGUGACUUGACUGGCUUGGUCAAGCAGCUUCUUGCUACUUUGUGUCACGCAUGCCUUUCCAAGCCAGAUGUGCCUAAGAGGUGUUGUGCGAUUGAAAUAAAUCACGAACCUGUCA